AUGAAGCGGAAGCCGUCCUUGUUGCAGGACCCUGCACUAGCAGAACCUGUCCAGGCCGCGGCAGAGGCGGUCCCAGCGCCGGCGACGUGCUUCGAGAGGAGCGAUCCUCCUGUGUCCGUGGCCGCAGCAGCGCCCGCUGAGCCGGCGAAGCCGCCGAAGGAGAAGAAGAAAAAGAAGAAGGAGGCUGAGGCUGCGGCGAAGGCUGCGGCAGCUCCACCUACCGCGGCCAACGGUGCUGCGCCAGUGGAGCCCAAGCCUGUGAAGGAGAAGAAAGCAAAAAAGGACAAGAAAGAGAAGAAGCAGAAGAAGAACAAGGAGAAGACCAUCGUCCUGAAUGGGGACGCAGAGAUCUCCGGCAAGGAUGUCGUCGCUCCCGGUGAGGUUUCGCCUCCUUCCUCUGCAGGCGCCCCGGAGGCCGUGGUGGUUGCGGAGAUGCCGGAGCCGAUCCAGGCGAACGGCAAGGAGAUCAGCGCGGCGGUUGCUGCGGUUCCGCAGUCGAUGAACUCCAGCGUCGCUGCAGCCGCUCGGGAAUCCGCCUCCCCAAGUCCGAAGGGCAAGGACCAGGAUGUAGCUGCUGCUGCCCAGUCUCCUCCUAUGGCGACCUCUGGUGAUGCUACAGCUCCAGUGGCAGCGCCCAAGUCAAUUUUGCGGAAAAGCCAGGCUUCCAGCGCUCCCAGCGCCUCGGAGCCCCCAGCACCCACGGCUGUUGCUCCGGCGUCCGCAUCGACACCUCCGCAGCCGAAGUCCAUCCUACGGCGACCUCAAGCGACGGAGGUUGUGGCUGCCGUGCAGAAGCCCCAGGAGGCCGUCAGGCAGCCAGGGCUGGAUACGGAUCCGCGUCUCGUGGGUGCCGUGAAAGCGCCUGCAGCAGACAAGUCAAAGGAGAGAGAUGACGACGAUGAUUCCGAGUCGACAAUGUCUUUCGAGUCGGACAUCGAAAUUGAGUCCAACACUGGAGGGGAUGCCAUGCUCAUUGAUGACGGCUACGGCAGCGCGAGCGACUGA
This is a messenger RNA of Symbiodinium sp. CCMP2592, 1005 nucleotides long. NCBI's taxonomy places the organism in Eukaryota, Dinophyceae, Suessiales, Symbiodiniaceae. The record is from the annotation of a GenBank genome assembly.